Molecule: messenger RNA, 5276 nt
Organism: Gorilla gorilla gorilla (western lowland gorilla)
Lineage: Eukaryota; Metazoa; Chordata; Mammalia; Primates; Hominidae
Gene: XPO1
Product: exportin 1
Exons: 25
Coding region: 1170-4385 (1071 amino acids)
Biological process (GO): ribosomal small subunit export from nucleus; protein export from nucleus; ribosomal large subunit export from nucleus
Cellular component (GO): nucleus; cytoplasm
Molecular function (GO): nuclear export signal receptor activity; small GTPase binding
Source: RefSeq, a predicted model, not a curated record
GCGAACUAGGCACCGGGAGGGAGAGGGCCGCAGGGGGAAGGGAAGUCGAGAGCUCGAGGGCGGGCUGCGCUUGAUUGACAGCUCGUUCGAACGAAUCCUCCACGCGGCUUUCCUUCGCUCUCUUUUCUACUCAUCCCUGCUCUUCGUCCCACCUCCUCCUCCUCCACCCCUCUCCUCUUGCCUUUCGACCCUCCCCACUUCCCCUCCCCCACUCUGCGGGCAAAUCGCUGCUGAAAAGAGGUGGGGGCCGAAGCGGCGGGCUCGUGUGGAGCCGUGAGGUGGGAUUGACUGGCGCUCGGGCCAAUGAGAGACAGGCUCAUGGCGCGGCUGUAGCUAGAACUGACCAAUAGGAGGGCGGGCUGGGGGCGGAGGCCCAGGUUCCAAACGCUCCGCGGCGCCAUGGGCUGAAAACUCAACCGAGAUGGAAUCUCCCAGUCUGAACCGGUUUCAACCGGUUCCGAGUUUGAGGCACUAGGAGGAGGGGGAGAAGCGGCUGCAGCGGCCGCGGCAGGAGCAGCGGGAGCUACAGCAUCAGCAAGAGCAACAGUAGCUACAGCCCCGGCGGCGGUGCCUGUUCCAGUCUUUGCUGCUGCAGUCCGUGCAACCACCCAGAGGGGGAGGGGGGAACCACCAGUCGCUGAGGAACAAGAGAAGGGGGGAAAGUUUAGGCGAGCCUGGGGGGGGGGGGCCAGCGCCGGAGCCGCGUGAGAGAGGGAGCCGUGUUUUGGUAGGGGGGAGUCGGACUGCAACUGGCAGCAGAGCGUCUCCCCGGCCGUGUGGACUCUACACCCCCUACUGCCGCUUCUGCUGCUGCCUGUGGCUGGAGGGUCCCCCUGGGGCUGAAUCUUUGGGACUUGACCCCGUUCCCUCCCCCUUCCCUCACUCCCCAGCCGGGCGGGAGCAUUUAUUCCCCAGAUUAAUUCCCCUUUUUUGGGGGGGCGGGUGUGUGUGUGUGUGUGUGUGUGUGUGUUGGGGGAAGCGUCCCUGAAAUAGUAAAUAUUAUUGAGCUCUUUUUGCCCUUUUCCUGUCCGUUUUUUUAAUUUCCUUUUUUGAGGUGGGAAAACUGUGAAACCCACCUUGAUUCGUCCCCUCUCCCCCCUCCCCACCUUCCCUCGCCCUAAUCCCCCAACAAGGAAGGAAGGAGCAGUUGGUUCAAUCUCUGGUAAUCUAUGCCAGCAAUUAUGACAAUGUUAGCAGACCAUGCAGCUCGUCAGCUGCUUGAUUUCAGCCAAAAACUGGAUAUCAACUUAUUAGAUAAUGUGGUGAAUUGCUUAUACCAUGGAGAAGGAGCCCAGCAAAGAAUGGCUCAAGAAGUACUGACACAUUUAAAGGAGCAUCCUGAUGCUUGGACAAGAGUCGACACAAUUUUGGAAUUUUCUCAGAAUAUGAAUACGAAAUAUUAUGGACUACAAAUUUUGGAAAAUGUGAUAAAAACAAGGUGGAAGAUUCUUCCAAGGAACCAGUGCGAAGGAAUAAAAAAAUACGUUGUUGGCCUCAUUAUCAAGACGUCAUCUGACCCAACUUGUGUAGAGAAAGAAGAGGUGUAUAUCGGAAAAUUAAAUAUGAUCCUUGUUCAGAUACUGAAACAAGAAUGGCCCAAACAUUGGCCAACUUUUAUCAGUGAUAUUGUUGGAGCAAGUAGGACCAGCGAAAGUCUCUGUCAAAAUAAUAUGGUGAUUCUUAAACUCUUGAGUGAAGAAGUAUUUGAUUUCUCUAGUGGACAGAUAACCCAAGUCAAAUCUAAGCAUUUAAAAGACAGCAUGUGCAAUGAAUUCUCACAGAUAUUUCAACUGUGUCAGUUUGUAAUGGAAAAUUCUCAAAAUGCUCCACUUGUACAUGCAACCUUGGAAACAUUGCUCAGAUUUCUGAACUGGAUUCCCCUGGGAUAUAUUUUUGAGACCAAAUUAAUCAGCACAUUGAUUUAUAAGUUCCUGAAUGUUCCAAUGUUUCGAAAUGUCUCUCUGAAGUGCCUCACUGAGAUUGCUGGUGUGAGUGUAAGCCAAUAUGAAGAACAAUUUGUAACGCUAUUUACUCUGACAAUGAUGCAACUAAAGCAGAUGCUUCCUUUAAAUACCAAUAUUCGACUUGCAUACUCAAAUGGAAAAGAUGAUGAACAGAACUUUAUUCAAAAUCUCAGUUUGUUUCUCUGCACCUUUCUUAAGGAACAUGAUCAACUUAUAGAAAAAAGAUUAAAUCUCAGGGAAACUCUUAUGGAGGCCCUUCAUUAUAUGUUGUUGGUAUCUGAAGUAGAAGAAACUGAAAUCUUUAAAAUUUGUCUUGAAUACUGGAAUCAUUUGGCUGCUGAACUCUAUAGAGAGAGUCCAUUCUCUACAUCUGCCUCUCCGUUGCUUUCUGGAAGUCAACAUUUUGAUGUUCCUCCCAGGAGACAGCUGUAUUUGCCCAUGUUAUUCAAGGUCCGUUUAUUAAUGGUUAGUCGAAUGGCUAAACCAGAGGAAGUAUUGGUUGUAGAGAACGAUCAAGGAGAAGUUGUGAGAGAAUUCAUGAAGGAUACAGAUUCCAUAAAUUUGUAUAAGAAUAUGAGGGAAACAUUGGUUUAUCUUACUCAUCUGGAUUAUGUAGAUACAGAAAGAAUAAUGACAGAGAAGCUUCACAAUCAAGUGAAUGGUACAGAGUGGUCAUGGAAAAAUUUGAAUACAUUGUGUUGGGCAAUAGGCUCCAUUAGUGGAGCAAUGCAUGAAGAGGACGAAAAACGAUUUCUUGUUACUGUUAUAAAGGAUCUAUUAGGAUUAUGUGAACAGAAAAGAGGCAAAGAUAAUAAAGCUAUUAUUGCAUCAAAUAUCAUGUACAUAGUAGGUCAAUAUCCACGUUUUUUGAGAGCUCACUGGAAAUUUCUGAAGACUGUAGUUAACAAGCUGUUCGAAUUCAUGCAUGAGACCCAUGAUGGAGUCCAGGAUAUGGCUUGUGAUACUUUCAUUAAAAUAGCCCAAAAAUGCCGCAGGCAUUUCGUUCAGGUUCAGGUUGGAGAAGUGAUGCCAUUUAUUGAUGAAAUUUUGAACAACAUCAACACAAUUAUUUGUGAUCUUCAGCCUCAACAGGUUCAUACAUUUUAUGAAGCUGUGGGGUACAUGAUUGGUGCACAAACAGAUCAAACAGUACAAGAACACUUGAUAGAAAAGUACAUGUUACUCCCUAAUCAAGUGUGGGAUAGUAUAAUCCAGCAGGCAACCAAAAAUGUGGAUAUACUGAAAGAUCCUGAAACAGUCAAGCAGCUUGGUAGCAUUUUGAAAACAAAUGUGAGAGCCUGCAAAGCUGUUGGACACCCCUUUGUAAUUCAGCUUGGAAGAAUUUAUUUAGAUAUGCUUAAUGUAUACAAGUGCCUCAGUGAAAAUAUUUCUGCAGCUAUCCAAGCUAAUGGUGAAAUGGUUACAAAGCAACCAUUGAUUAGAAGUAUGCGAACUGUAAAAAGGGAAACUUUAAAGUUAAUAUCUGGUUGGGUGAGCCGAUCCAAUGAUCCACAGAUGGUCGCUGAAAAUUUUGUUCCCCCUCUGUUGGAUGCAGUUCUCAUUGAUUAUCAGAGAAAUGUCCCAGCUGCUAGAGAACCAGAAGUGCUUAGUACUAUGGCCAUAAUUGUCAACAAGUUAGGGGGACAUAUAACAGCUGAAAUACCUCAAAUAUUUGAUGCUGUUUUUGAAUGCACAUUGAAUAUGAUAAAUAAGGACUUUGAAGAAUAUCCUGAACACAGAACGAACUUUUUCUUACUACUUCAGGCUGUCAAUUCUCAUUGUUUCCCAGCAUUCCUUGCUAUUCCACCUACACAGUUUAAACUUGUUUUGGAUUCCAUCAUUUGGGCCUUCAAACAUACUAUGAGGAAUGUCGCAGAUACAGGCUUACAGAUACUUUUUACACUCUUACAAAAUGUUGCACAAGAAGAAGCUGCAGCUCAGAGUUUUUAUCAAACUUAUUUUUGUGAUAUUCUCCAGCAUAUCUUUUCUGUUGUGACAGACACUUCACAUACUGCUGGUUUAACAAUGCAUGCAUCAAUUCUUGCAUAUAUGUUUAAUUUGGUUGAAGAAGGAAAAAUAAGUACAUCAUUAAAUCCUGGAAAUCCAGUUAACAACCAAAUCUUUCUUCAGGAAUAUGUGGCUAAUCUCCUUAAGUCGGCCUUCCCUCACCUACAAGAUGCUCAAGUAAAGCUCUUUGUGACAGGGCUUUUCAGCUUAAAUCAAGAUAUUCCUGCUUUCAAGGAACAUUUAAGAGAUUUCCUAGUUCAAAUAAAGGAAUUUGCAGGUGAAGACACUUCUGAUUUGUUUUUGGAAGAGAGAGAAAUAGCCCUUCGGCAGGCUGAUGAAGAGAAACAUAAACGUCAAAUGUCUGUCCCUGGCAUCUUUAAUCCACAUGAGAUUCCAGAAGAAAUGUGUGAUUAAAAUCCAAAUUCAUGCUGUUUUUUUUCUCUGCAACUCGUUAGCAGAGGAAAACAGCAUGUGGGUAUUUGUCGACCAAAAUGAUGCCAAUUUGUAAAUUAAAAUGUCACCUAGUGGCCCUUUUUCUUAUGUGUUUUUUUGUAUAAGAAAUUUUCUGUGAAAUAUCCUUCCAUUGUUUAAGCUUUUGUUUUGGUCAUCUUUAUUUAGUUUGCAUGAAGUUGAAAAUUAAGGCAUUUUUAAAAAUUUUACUUCAUGCCCAUUUUUGUGGCUGGGCUGGGGGGAGGAGGCAAAUUCGAUUUGAACAUAUACUUGUAAUUCUAAUGCAAAAUUAUACAAUUUUUCCUGUAAACAAUACCAAUUUUUAAUUAGGGAGCAUUUUCUUUCUAGUCUAUUUCAGCCUAGAAGAAAAGAUAAUGAGUAAAACAAAUUGCGUUGUUUAAAGGAUUAUAGUGCUGCAUUGUCUGAAGUUAGCACCUCUUGGACUGAAUCGUUUGUCUAGACUACAUGUAUUACAAAGUCUCUUUGGCAAGAUUGCAGCAAGAUCAUGUGCAUAUCAUCCCAUUGUAAAGCGACUUCAAAAAUAUGGGAACACAGUUAGUUAUUUUUACACAGUUCUUUUUGUUUUUGUGUGUGUGUGCUGUCGCUUGUCGACAACAGCUUUUUGUUUUCCUCAAUGAGGAGUGUUGCUCAUUUGUGAGCCUUCAUUAACUCGAAGUGAAAUGGUUAAAAAUAUUUAUCCUGUUAGAAUAGGCUGCAUCUUUUUAACAACUCAUUAAAAAACAAAACAAAACAACUCUGGCUUUUGAGAUGACUUAUACUAAUUUACAUUGUUUACCAAGCUGUAGUGCUUUAAGAACACUACUUAAAAAGCAAAAUAAACUUGGUUUACAUUUA